AUGACGCUGUGGCUUCACUCAGGCUGUCUGACAGGAGCCCUCGCCUCCUCACCCGCCUCCUCUUCUCUUCCUCCACCACCAUCGCUGCCCUCCCACCCUCCAGCCAGGCCAUGUCGACCCAGACCUCCACCUCCGGGACAAAGGUCCCCCUCUCGACCUCCUCUGCCUCCAGCCACCCCUACCAUUCUCCCUCCCGCUCCUUCAUCUCUUCCUCCUCCUCUUUCUCCCGUCAUCGUCUCCUCGCCGCCCCCUCCUCUCCCUGAACCGUCUGCCCCAUCCGAUCKGACUACUCCUCCCUCGUCCCCCAUGUCCUCCUCGCCCUCUCUCCCCCCGUCCUCACCRGCUCCUCCAUUGCUGAGCUCUGUGGACAAGCUGGUUGGGAGUGUUUCUGUGUGGCGACCCCAAGGACUCAGCCGAGACAGGAGCGUCUGCAUCCUGCAGGAGGAGUCYGCRGGAUGUUCGCAGGCGUUCCUGGUUCACAGCACAGAGGACAAGGUCCCCGUGAUUUCAGUCCGACUGCCUGAUGAGCAGGGAACACCSCAUGUUCACAACCUGACCGUCAAACAACACAAAACAUUUGUUCACUUAGAGGGAUCCUCUCUGGUUUUUGAUGACAUUUUCAAACUGAUAUCCUUCUACUGUGUCAGCAGGGACAUCCUCCCCAUCUCGUUGAGGUUACCCCAGGCCGUCAACGUGGCGACGAAGAAAGAAGAGCUGGAGGUCAUCUCAGCCUUGGGUGCAGAUUUCUGGGCGUCUGAUGUGAACCAGAAGGACCGGGAUGUCCCGGUUCAGCCCGACACAUACCUGUACGUAAACCCAGUCGCCGUGGAGGAGCAGCCCAACAAAAACCCAAACCCCGCCUCCUCCACCUCCAGGGCUGACCCCAUCUACAGCAAAAUCAUCGCCUCCUCCCUGCAGAACGGAGAACCCUCCAAGAAACCGAGCACGCAGGGCAAAGGGCCGACUCAGACCAGCCUGGAGGGUCCAUACAGGCGGCCCCCUCCUCCUCGACCCCCCAGCCUGGGUUCAGGCCCCGGGUUGGGCCUCCUCUUCUCCUCUCCUCAAACCUUAACUCCUGUAGCUCCGGAACCUGAGCGAAACGAGGAAGGAGGCGAGAAAGACGAGAAGAAGCCAACAUCACCUCCUCCAUCGAGGCCUCCUGUGCCCCUGCAGGCCCGAGCUGCUCCCCCUCUGCCCCCUGCUCCUCUGCACCGCACCUCCUCCUCCUCCAGGAAAAGCUCGGUCAAAGAGAGUACAGCGGGAGGAGACGAUGGACAGAAUCCUGCAAAGAGGAGUGAAAAGGGAGGAGAGAGAGGAAAAGAGAAACCGGGAGCAGAUCUGCUGGGCGAGGAGGCCGAGCAGGAGGCCAGCAGGAGAGACGAGGUGGACCUGAAGGCGGUGAAGGAGGACAAACUGAAGUCCCAGGGACCACUGUUGGUCAAGAAACCGUCUCGACCCAUCCCCCCGCCCAGGACCAAACCAGCAAACUCACCUGUGUGCUCCAGCCAGGUAGGAGGAGGAGCUUCAACCAAUCAGAGCGCAGAGACGAAACCUCCGCCUCCAUCCCCGAGACGCCCGGACGUGUCACUGUACUCGCCACAGGGGGGCGGAGCUCUGGGGCCCGACCAGGACUCCUGUUCCACCAGCAGUACCGAGGAGGAGGGAGAGACCAAUCAGGAGCAAGAAACAAACAACAGGACCCCUACAGAGAGCCGCAGCUCUAAACCAAUCGUCAAGCGGACCCCCACAGUCAUGCUGGACCGAGCCCGGCAUCGCCUGUCCACCGUCCUCACCGGACUCAUCUACCACGACGGCCGGCUCACCAAACGCAUCGUAGAGCUGGCCCGGGACCCCAUGAGCUACUUUGGUAACCUGGUGAAACACCACCGGGCCUUCACCCUGGAGACCAUAUCCAACCACUUGACCUCCACAGAGCUGCUGCAGGAAAUCCGGCAGAUGAUGACGCAACUGAAGAGCUACCUGCUGCAGAGCACGGAGCUGCAGGUCAUAAUGGAGCCGCAGCAUCAGUACACGCAGGACAAGCUGGAGAGCAUCAUCGAAGGGGCUCUGUGUAAAAGCGUUCUGAAGCCGCUGAAGGAGCCGAUCUACAAGAGUCUGGAAAAACUGCACGUCAGCACCGGCAGCAUGGAGCAGCUGGUCCAGAACCAGUCUGUCGUUCUCGGCAGCACCACCACAGCUCUGGGAAUCACCACCGCCGUCCCCGAGGCCSCCGCCAUGGAGAAGAUCAGCAUCAAGCUGAACAAACUGCACCAGGAGUACUCCCCGCAGAAGAAAAUCGAGCUCCUGCUGAAGACCUGCAAGAUCAUUUACAACUCCAUGUCCAUCAGCUCUCCCGGGCGGGUCCACGGCGCUGAUGACUUCCUUCCUGUAAUGAUGUACGUUCUGGCAAGAUCCAAUCUGUCCGCCCUGCAGCUGGAUGUCGAGUACAUGAUGGAGCUGAUGGACCCAGCGUUAACUCUAGGAGAAGGCUCGUAUUAUCUGACCACCACUUACGGAACUCUGGAGCACAUCAAGACCUUCGACCAGCAGAGGUCAGCGACGCGGCAGCUGAGCAGAGAGGUUCAGGACUCCAUCCACCGCUGGGAGCGGCGGCGCACYCUCAACCAGGAGCGCGAGGCCCAGGGAUCUGUUCGGGACUUCCUGACAGUGUAUUGUCCUGAGAUCGGGGAAAACCCCAAAACUCUGGGUGUGUUCCCCUCAAUGACCAUCCAGCAGCUCUCUGAACAGUGUGCCGCGCGAUUUGAACAAGACUCCUACACGCUCAGCGUCUACAUGGACAACAUCUACCAGCCCGUCAAACCGACAGAUUUGGCUCUCGGCGUGAAGAACAGCUGCCAACCGGGAGCCUACUGCUUCGUUUACCAUCCCAUUGGCCAAACGAUCGUCCAGCCGGUCCGUACCUGCCCUGCUGCCCUGCCCCCUCCACCUCCUCCGCCUCCUCCACCUCCUCCACC
Austrofundulus limnaeus is the source of this 2975-nucleotide messenger RNA. RefSeq names its product Ras and Rab interactor 3 (gene rin3). The record is from RefSeq and is a predicted model, not a curated record. Gene Ontology annotation, biological process: vesicle-mediated transport. Lineage: Eukaryota; Metazoa; Chordata; Actinopteri; Cyprinodontiformes; Rivulidae. Gene Ontology annotation, molecular function: small GTPase binding; guanyl-nucleotide exchange factor activity. Gene Ontology annotation, cellular component: cytosol; endocytic vesicle.